Messenger RNA from Papaver somniferum (opium poppy), 738 nucleotides. RefSeq lists its product as uncharacterized. The transcript has a single exon. Gene Ontology annotation, molecular function: nucleic acid binding; RNA-DNA hybrid ribonuclease activity. NCBI's taxonomy places the organism in Eukaryota, Viridiplantae, Streptophyta, Magnoliopsida, Ranunculales, Papaveraceae. The record is from RefSeq and is a predicted model, not a curated record. The coding region runs from base 1 to 738 and encodes 245 amino acids.
AUGAUUCAAGACCUGUGGUUGCUAGCAAAUUGUUUGCUAAAAUCUGAGCUAUGGGCGUUGAGGAACAAGGCCGUUUUUGAGCAAAAGAAGCCAAAUUGGAGCAUGUUCUACAGGCGUGUUUUGAAAUUGAUUCAAGACUAUUCUGUGAAACUUAAGAGAAAUAUGAAAUUCUGCGUGGAGGAAAUGAGAAUUAUGGAUUAUUUCCGUGUUUUGCACAGGCGUAUAAAACUUCAUCAGCCGGUGGAAUGCUAUUGGGUUCCUCCAAAUGAAGAUGAAAUUAUUUUAUGUUGUGACGGUGCGGCAAGGGGAAACUCAGGUGUAGAAGGGGAGGGAGUUGUGGCGAGAGAUGCUUCUUGUAAUGUUUUCGGAGCUAUGUCUAUUGGCCUAGGAGUAACCACUAAUUUUUUGGAAGAACUCUACGGCAUUAUUACUGGGCUAGAAUGGGCAAUUAGAUGGGGAGUUAGAAGAGUUUUUAUUCGUUUUGAUUCUUCCAGUGUUAUUGAAGCAUUUAGAAACUCUAAUUUACCUUGGUUUUCAAGACAAAGGUGGUUAGAUAUUAAUAGAAAUUAUGAAUCUAUCAGGUUUAUUCAUACUUACAGGGAAGCAAAUUUUGCAGCGGAUUCUAUGGAUAAGAAGGGUUGUUAUCUUGCGAGUGGUGUUGGUUUACACUAUGACGCGAGGCCUCAUUUUAUGAAUUCAGUUGAAUAUCCAAACGUUGUUUAUUAUAGAUUCAAAUAG